GACACAAACAAAGAGAGAGAUACUGAUCACUGAAACCCUAAAAUUUACAGCCUUUUUCUCUCUCUCACCUGAGCUUCCUAAAAACCUCGUUUCUUCACAUCACUCUCCUUGAAUUUUACAACUUAUUAUUACUUGUUUUUUUCUACAUUUUAAUUAAUCUCUUUUUGAUUUUGUUGAUUGUUUUUGUUUCGUUUUGUUUUGUUUAUUUUUUGGUUUUGAAUGGCCACGGCGCCGGAUUCUUCUGCAGAUAACUCACCAAGUUCACCGGCCGCCAAGGCUGAUGGUGCCGCCACCGGAGCCACCGUCAGCAGUCCACAGUCUCGACGGAGUUUACAAGCACCGUGGGCACAAGUAGUCCGUGGCGGCGGCGGUGAGGUUGAAGCAGCAUCAGUAUCCAAUCCUCGCUCGCCGUCACCGUUGUCGCCCGCUGCCGUUGUUUCGCCGGAGAAAAUUUCUAUAUCGGAUGAUUGCUCGGCCGCCCAAAAGUCUUCGCCGGAAAACUCUACUUCCGAUGCUUUGCCGGAGAGUUCUGGUAGUAACGACGGCAAUGUAGGUCGGCCGAAAAAGCAUGCUUGGAAUAAACCCUUAAAUGGCGUCGUUGAGGCUGUUACUGUUAUGGGUGGGGCCCUCUCUUGGCCCGCUCUCUCUGAGUCUACUCGGCCCGGCCCAAAAUCAUCUGCUGAUUCAUCAAAACCAAUUCCAGAUGGAUCCACUUCUGUUUCUCAGGGUCCAAUAAUUUCUCAGUUACCUCAAAAACAAGCUAAUAGUAAUGCAAACACAAAUUCAAAUGCAAACCCUAGUACCCCUGUUAGACAAAGAUCAAUGAAACACAGAGGAGGUAGCAGCAGCAGUGGUGGUGCUGGUAGUGGCCCUGGUGGUGGAGGAUUUAUUAGAACUCCGCGUCCGCCUCCAACUCCACCUCCAUUGCCUCCACCAUUUCCUGGAAUGCCUCCCUAUGGGAAUCUGAUACCACCGCCUCCACCGCCUGUUCUCGAGCCUCAUGUAAGAGGUCCAAGGUCUGUUGGAGGAUUUCCGUCUCAGCCGCAUUCAGCAGGUGAUCAUUCUCCCCAUAGAAAUUAUGGCAGGAAGGGUGGUAACUUUGGGGGACGACCCCGUGGAGAUGGAUCUUAUCAUAAUAACCACGGGGGCAGGCGUGAUCAAGAUCGGAGAGACGUUCAUAUGGCUCCUCCUCAGUUUGGUCCUCCUCAUGCAGCUUUCAUGCGGCCCCCACCUGCUGGUUCUGGUCCAUUUCUUCCACACACAUCUCUGAGACCCUUUCCUGUGCCAAUGGGAUAUGAUAUGGGUCAAUUCUAUUAUGUUCCAUUGAGUCCAGAGUCCUUUACUAGUGUGCCAAUUAUCAACCAAGCUCCACCACUACCCCAACCUUUCCCUUUAGUGGAUCCAAAUUUACCUCCCUCCUUGGUUAAUCAGAUAGAGUAUUACUUCAGUGAUGCUAACCUGGUAAAAGAUAACUUUUUGAGGUUAAAAAUGGAUGAGGAAGGCUGGGUUCCUAUUAAAUUAAUUGCUGAAUUUCCUCGAGUUAAGAGUUUGACAGAUAAAGUUCAGUUUGAUAAUAUCCAGUUUAUUUCGUAUUGUUUGGCGACUUCAAUGCUUGUAGAAGUGCAGGAUGAGAAGAUAAGGAGACGGGAUGAUUGGAGGAAAUGGACGCAUACUUCUUCCCCAUUUGCAGCUGAUUCAGGUUCUUCAGCACCUGUUGCAUCAACAGAUGGUGGUCUAACAACUUCCUUGCAGAAUGUCUCUUUGAACGAAUCAGCUACAAAUAGUAGUGGUGCUACAGAAGCGACCAAUGCUCCAAUGGAUGUGCCUGUCGGUGGCUUAUCAGACGAAUCGGCUAAUCAAUCAACACUGGCUCAAGGAGGCAGCGCUGAAGAAAUCUCUUCCGGCCACGCAUGAAACAAUGGUGUUGAUUUUGCGUAUUUUGCAACGAGUGGCGGACUCUGUCUUGCAUACUGAUUCAAUUACAAAAGGUGUAUUUGGAAGGUUAUACAUACAUCAUUGCUGCCCCUGGUGGAGUCAUAUUUUUGCAGUUUUUGAGGUGAGUGCAACAAUUAAAAACUAAUGUGUAAGUUAUCUGGUAUAGAGAGCGGAACGACAGUGGAGAUUAAAAGGAUAUACAGUUGAUAGGUUUGAAACUUUUGAGUUGUUUGGCUCGUCACUUGCAUUAUUGAUGCAGGGUGAAUUCGGAUUUUGAGCCUAAGGAUAACUUUUUUGGGUUGAAAUUUACCUCCAUUUUAGAGGAAAGAUUCUGAAUAUGUAGAAAGUUUAUUGCUUGGCUGGUAAAGAGGGCGAUUGAGCGCUGCUGAUUUUGUUAUACUUAUCUAGGCAUAUUGAUUGUUACAUUAUUUUGUUUUAUUCUAA
Molecule: messenger RNA, 2379 nt
Organism: Nicotiana tabacum (common tobacco)
Lineage: Eukaryota; Viridiplantae; Streptophyta; Magnoliopsida; Solanales; Solanaceae
Source: RefSeq, a predicted model, not a curated record